Pyricularia grisea is the source of this 891-nucleotide messenger RNA. RefSeq lists its product as uncharacterized. The transcript has a single exon. Gene Ontology annotation, molecular function: S-adenosyl-L-methionine transmembrane transporter activity. Lineage: Eukaryota; Fungi; Ascomycota; Sordariomycetes; Magnaporthales; Pyriculariaceae. The coding region runs from base 1 to 891 and encodes 296 amino acids. Gene Ontology annotation, cellular component: mitochondrial inner membrane. The record is from RefSeq and is a predicted model, not a curated record.
AUGUCGCCCACCGACCCAAACCCGCCAUUCCGGCAUGCCCUGCUCGCAGGCGCCCUCGCCGGCACUACAGUCGACAUGAGCCUGUUCCCACUCGACACCCUGAAAACACGCCUCCAGUCCUCGGCCGGCUUCUUCCCCUCCGGCGGCUUCCGCGGAGUCUACAAGGGCAUCGGCUCGGCAUUUUGGGGCUCUGCACCUGGCGCCGCUCUAUUUUUCGUCACAUACGAAGGAAUCAAGUCCUCCCAGGCACUAUCGUCACUCUCGUCGCCCACCACCGGAAACCCGGCCGCCACCCACAUGCUGGCGGCGUCCCUGGGUGAGAUCGCUGCGUGCGCGGUCCGCGUUCCGACCGAGGUGGUCAAGCAGCGUGCGCAGGCGGGUCAGCAUGGUGGGCGCAGCAUGGCGGCGCUGGCGUCGAUCCUGGCGACGCGGCACGGUGCCGGCGGUCUGGUCGGUGUCUGGCGCGAGCUGUACCGUGGCUGGGGCAUCACCGUCUUUCGUGAGGUGCCCUUCACCGUGAUUCAGUUCCCGCUGUGGGAGGCGCUCAAGGCUUGGGGCCGUGACCGGCGCGACCGUGGCGUCACCAUGGGCGGACCGCAGCCGGAUGUUGGCGCUGCCGAGAGCGCGCUGUACGGGAGCUUCAGUGGCGCUGUGGCUGCUGCCGUGACGACGCCGCUUGAUGUGCUCAAGACGAGGGUUAUGCUGAGCCGCGAGAGGGAAGGUGUCCUCGCCAUUACUAAGAACAUACUGCGCGAUCAUGGGGUCAGGCCCUUUUUCAGUGGCAUCGGGCCGAGGGUUGCCUGGAUCAGUGCUGGUGGUGCCAUAUUCUUGGGAAGUUACCAGUGGGCUAUUAACUGUUUUGCCACGGGAACGUUGGCUGUGCCGAUAUGA